GCGUAUAGUAUUAAGAUUAGCCAAACUACCGAGGAAGGGAAAUUUUGCUUGCGUUUGCUCUUUUUUAACUUCUUAGAUUAUCAUCAUGGUGACAUUGAAUUUGUACAUUGCCAGCGUUCUAGGUAUCGUUAUUAUCCUCUUAGUGCGCCUAAUACUUCGUUCUCGGGAGCGUCUUGUGGAGGAACCGGACAAAAUUUUAUUUAUCCCACGUGCCUAUACCGUUGAGGAGCUUGCUGAGUAUGACGGAAUCCGGAAACCGUAUGCUUUCGUGGGUGUUAAGGGUAUUAUAUACAACGUCGCGCUGGAGUGGUAUGGACCAGGUUCACCUUACAAUGAUUUUGCAGGCCGCGACAGCUCCCGGGCCCUAGGGAAGUUCAAAGUGGACCGCACGGAGGCAAAUACUGACUGGACGCGACUUUUACCAAAGCAUAUGAAAUCCCUAAACGAGUGGGAAGAGAAAUUCCGCGCCAAGUACCCGGUUGUGGGGUGGAUCUAUGAUCCUAAUGGAGACUUCGUCAAGCGUUCUAAGAAUUUUGAACCAUAAACUGGAGGAAUAGCCUUUCUCCUUUGAUACUCCAUAUAAUCAUCUGAUCAGCCUAAUACUAUGAAGUUUAAUCUUGGAGCUUAUACAUUUCCAGCCAUGUAUGCA
Phytomonas sp. EM1 is the source of this 649-nucleotide messenger RNA. The record is from the annotation of a GenBank genome assembly. Lineage: Eukaryota; Euglenozoa; Kinetoplastea; Trypanosomatida; Trypanosomatidae.